Molecule: messenger RNA, 6873 nt
Organism: Callithrix jacchus (white-tufted-ear marmoset)
Lineage: Eukaryota; Metazoa; Chordata; Mammalia; Primates; Cebidae
Product: spermatogenesis-associated protein 17-like
Molecular function (GO): protein binding
Source: RefSeq, a predicted model, not a curated record
AAAGUCGAAAUAGCGUCAGAGAAAAGAGGAGUGAACAAACAAUCGAACCCCGGGAGUGAGCUAUGGUUCAGCCCAGUUACCAUGGACACCGGUAGGCACCAGUUGUAAGCCAAGGCCAAGAGACCAUGGCCACUUUAGCCCUGCUGCAAGCUAGGUCGUUGGCUGUAGGAAAUGAGUACUACUUCAGGAACAGUAUUGUAGAUUCAUUUAGAAAUAAGGAGAAUGAUGCAGCAGUUAAAAUCCAGAGCUGGUUUCGAGGAUGUCAAGUUCGGGCAUAUAUCAGGCAUUUACACAGGACUGUAACAAUUAUUCAAAAAUGUUGGAGAAAUUUCUUAGGCAGAAAGCAGUGUCAACUAACUGUGCAGGUAGCACAUUAUACUAUGAUGAUGAAUCUCUACAAUGCAAUGGCUUUCAGGAUGAAUGCAAGUACUGGCUGGUAAACAAAACACCAACCGAACAGAAAAACAGCAGCAGAGCUUCGAAGCCAGCAUCUAAGACCAUAAAUUCUAGAAACUUGGUUGUGGUCAUUUGCUUGUGAAACUAAACGUGGACCAGUAGGUUUCCAGUGGGCAACUAGAGCAAUGCAUUCUCCAUAAAUAUUGUCUUCUAACCUCUACAAUGGCCACCUCGUAUGUGAACAUGGAAGAUAACAGAUGUGGAAUAUUCUGUUCGUCUCCCCAAGAAAAUACCUCUUAACAAGAACUCUUUACCUAUGUAGCAGAAUUUCAUGUUUGUUCUGUAUUAGUAACUAUUUCUUUCUCAUUUUCUAUUUUUCCUAAUGUGGACUUUUUGUUAUGGUUACUCUUAUUCCAUUUCUUCUCUAGCAUUCAGUGCUGGUGUGUUAUAGGCAAAUAAUUUGUAUUUUAAUUUAGUUGAAAGGUAAUUAAGAGUUACACCCAAAUCUGAUGGACAGAAUUGCAUGUGACUUUAAAUUAAAUUCAGUAACAGAUGCAACAAUGGUCCCAUCUUUUUUGGGAAAGGAAUGAAGCACUUCAUACAAAGUUUAAGUAAGGAAAGAGGAUUGUUAGGAUAUUGUAUUAGUCAGGAACUCGUCAGGAGACAAAAACCACACCAGUAAUUUGAGCUGAGAAAAUUUAAUAUGAAGCUUUAUUAACUAAUACAAAUGGAAUAAAUUUUAAAAUGAAUAAAAGGGAAGUCUAGAGAAUACAGAUAUAGUCAAUACUAAGAGAAGUUACCACCAUUAAGCCUAUGGGAGAGUACCCAAGGAACAGAAAAGUUUGGAAGAGCCUCUCUCCACCCAUCAGUAAUGCAAUUCAGACUUCAAUGGAGAGGACUGGCUGCAGUCUGCUGGAUUGUGGGGUUCUCCAAGAUGUCAUGGGCGAGAGCUGUUUUGCAGCUAGUGGUCUGACCCUAAUGAGCAAAAAACUGCCCAUGGUGGUGCUGACAGUCUGGAAUUGAUAAGCAAGGACCUACCUGUUGGAGUAUUAGCAAAACUCACUAGCCAUUAGGCACUACUGAUUCUCCUUCAUAGAGCUGAUAGCCAAGCCAUUGAAGAAAGAAAGCAGACAAUUGGAACUGAGGGAGGGAAGGGGUAACACUUUUCUUUGUCAUGUGUUGACAUAUCCCUCCAGAACCCUUUAUUUCAGACUAAUGUUGUACAGCUAGUAAAGUUAAAAUGUUUUAAGUCCAAGUCCAGUUUCAGCAAGUAUAGCAAAGAAUAAAUUAUUUGAAACUGAGUGGUAAAAAAUUGGUAACUGACACAAAUAUUGACUCUACAAUGAGGUGAACUAUGGAAAAUUUCAUAGAUUUGAUCACUCAAUGUUCAUUCCAACACUGCAACUUAGCUCAUGUUAUUAUUGGUUUUCUAAACAUCUUUCAUCUAAAAGUGGCAAUAUGAAGUCAUUUUGAGCAAUGAGAUCUGCUAGUUUUUCUUCUAUUUUUUUUCUUUUUUCUGAAACAUGCACGAUAUGAUGAGCUGCAACAGUCAUCUUACCAGUGAUAACUAAAGGCUAAUGCUGCACACAGUGGUGCAUGCCUGUAGUCCUAGCUACUCAGGAGGCUGAGGUGGGAGGAUCAUUUGAGUCCAGCCUGGCCAAUACUGCAAGGCCUUGUCUUUAAAUAAAUAAAUAAACAAAUAUUUUUCUAAAGAAAGAAAAGAAAAGGCUAAGACUUUUGCACAUAAUUUAUAAAAAACAUACAGCAUUAUAAUUUGUAUAAGAGAUAAUUCUAAAGAAUACAGAAAUAGUAAAUACUGGGAGAAGUUACCACCUGUAGGACUAAGGAAGAGAAUCCACAAAAGGAAAUGUAUGGAAGAUCCUCUCCCCACACAUUCAUGAUAAGAUUCCGACUUCAGUGAAGAGGAUAUGGCUGCAACCUGAUGGAUUGUGGAGUUCUCUGAGAUAUUUUGGGUCAGAAUUAUUGACAGUCACUGAAUCUGUAUAAGUGUAUGUGUAUAUUACUAGAAAGACAUAUAUAUCUAGAUUCAAAAAAUUCAUCUAAAUAAACAUAUACUACAGAUUGUGAGUUUAGUCAUGACAUAUUUACAGAUAAGGCAUCACACUCAGAAGUACCAUUAACUAUAACAACUUUUUAUUCGUUUAACUUUAAUAUCCUUGGUGUAUUCUUCAGCCCCAUUCCCUCCUGCUAGCAUUGGAAUGGAAGUGGGAACAACUAGGUAUCAGUUUACUUUGGCUUAGUAUAGUAAAAUAAUUUAUUAAAUAAGUUUAUCUUUUUCAUAAUUUCUUGAGUUCUCCAUGAUCCUCUCUCAGAUGACCUGUAAGUGUAGAGGAGGCUUAUGCUACCUGCUUAAGCCCUAAGGCUUAAAAGGGAAUCUUUAUUUCUAUGUAGGAAACAGUGACUGGUGUCUGCUGCUAUGUGAUUGAUCAUUCUUGUCCCUAAGAGUUCUGCUGGCAUUUGUUACUAAGACUUGCAUUUGAUGUAAGUACUCUCAACUUAAUUUGGGUCUGGUGGCCUUCCUUAACUCACUAGGUCCUGUGUCACCUCUUUUCUGCCUCUGGUCAGCAUGGGGAGACCUUGUCUCUACUAAAAAUACAAAAAUUAGCUGGGCGUGGUGGCACAUGCCUGUAAUCCUAGCUACUCGAGAGACUGGGGCAGAAUUGCCUGAACCCAAGAGGUGGAGGUUGCAGUGAGCUGAGAUUGCACCACUGCACUCUAACCUGAGCAACAGAGUAAGACUGUCUCAAAAAUAAAAUAAAAAUAAAAUAAAACACAUUGUCUAAUUUUUCGUAAGAAAAAUGUUAAUUUGUACUUCUACCAACACUGCACACAAAUUCCUGUUUCUUUAUACCUUUGUUAAUAACAUCUAAUCUAAUAAAGAACAAUUCUAAUUUUUAAUUGAAGUUUUGAAUUUUAGUAAUUUGAAUAUCUUCAGCAGCCAUUUGUAUUCUGUAAUGACUUUUCUGUUUAUAUUUGUUCUGUUUGCCUAAUUAGUUUACUUUUUUUCCUGUGGACUUGUAAAAAGUCCUAUGUUUUAAGGAAACAAAUUCUUUUAUCAUCUGUGUUGCAAUUAUCUUUCCCUGUUUGCAUUUUACUUGCAAAUAUGUUUGUGGAGAUUGUGAAACAUGUUGGCCUUUCAAUUCUCUAUGCAGUUAUAUUUACCAAUAAUUUCUUCUUUGUUUGAUUUUAAGAAUAGUCAUCCAUAUUUUCUUUUGAUAUGUUAGAGUUACUUUUGUCACACUGAAUAUUGAAUUCCUCUGAAAUCUAUUUAAUAUAAGGAGUAAAUUUGAAAUUUGGCUUAAAAAUUUUUAAUGACCAAGUUAUUACAAUAGCAUUUAUUAAAUUAUUACUUCAUUUCUGACAGUAUGUGCCAUCUUAUCACAUACUAAGUCCCCACAUGUUUUCAAGUAUAUUUCUUGUCAGUCUGUGCUGUGUGAUUCUUCUCUUUCUUUGUAAUCCUAUGUAGUAUCACAUGGCUGAAAUAGCUACCACUUUUUCUUUCCCAAAAAAGAUUGUAACUUGUUUUUACAAUUCUCUACCCAACUAAAUUUUGAAUGAUUUUGACGUUUCAAAAAUAACGAAUUGUGUCUUUAUUUUACUUACUUACUUACUUAAUUAAUCAAUAAUUAAUUUUUGGAGACAAGAGUCUUGCUCUGUUGCUCAUGCUGGAGAACAGUGGCAAGAUAGGUCAUUGCAACCUCCGCUUCCCGGGCUCAAGGGAUUUUGUUGCCCCAGCCUCCUAAAUAGCUGGCAUCACAGGCAUGCACAACCACACCUGGAUAAUUUUUGUAUUUUUAGUAGAAACAGCAUUUCACCAUGUUGGCCAGGUUGGUCUCAAACUCCUGACCUCCAAUGAUAGGGCCAUCUCAGCCUCCCAAAGUGCUAGGAGUAUAGGCAUGAGCCACCACACCCAGACCCCAAUUAUGUUUUUAAAUAGAUUUAAAUUAAACUUGUAGUGUAGGAAAAAGUUAUAUUUUUAUAAUUUUAGUCUUCAUGUAAAGGAAUGUCUCCUUAUUUAUGUGAGGAUUUAAAAAAUGUUCCUCAAUAAAUUUUUGUGAUUGUCAAUAUAAACUUUAUUUUUAUUUGUUAAUUUUGUUUGUGAAAAUCUUGUAUUUUUCCAUUUUAUUUGUUAAUGAUGUAUUUUCUUUCAUUUUCCAAGUGAUUAUUGUAAUAUAUUUUGUUUGAGUAAUGUUAUACCUAACCAAAAUAAUAUAUUUUGUUGAAGUAAUGUUAUACCUUACCAAAAUCUCUAAUUGUCUAAAAAUUCUUGUACUCUGUUGAAAGCUUAAGCUAGAAAACUGGAUAUUGAUGGCUUAUUUUCUUGUUCAGUCAUUCAACUAUCUGAUGAGGGAUUAAAAAAUAAACUGGAGAAAUAGGCAGCUGUGCUCCUGUCACAAUCCUCCCAAGUCCUGUUUGACCACCUGUCACUGUGGAUAUUGAUUUCAUGAAGUGGGAUUAGGAUGAAGUUCUACUGCUCAUAAACUGGCUUUUGUUUCAUCAGUUGACUAUUCAACAGCUCUCAGGCUACUUUUCCUCAUUCUCUCCAGCCCAAUUUGCCAUCAGUUGUCAACCCAAUCAGAAGUUCCUAUCAACAGAAAGGGAAAUUGCCUGGCUGCAAAUUCUCUCUUCAGUCCUGCAUCCCUGUUAUCCCCAAGUCUUUAUAAAUCCUCUUGGCUGGGGUUCUUACUAGAAUCCCAUUAAAUUUGUUCAGUAUUCCACUUGCCUAUGUACUACUCUGAUUUUGUGAUUAAGGAAGAUACAGUGUACUUGGGCUUUAAAUUAAAUUGAAUCUGGCAGAUAUUCAUUCAUUCAGUUUCCAUUUAUUCUCGUGAGUUUAUGAUGGGGGUCGUGACUGUUCCCUUGUUUUCAUGGAGGGUUUUCCCAUAUUUUGUUUUUUUUCCUUCAUUUGGACUUCUUUUAGAAAAGGAUUAUAGGCAAAAGAACAAAUAUUUAUUGUCUUUCUUAGAAAUUUACACAUUAUUACUACAAUAAGCACUCAAUAAAUAUUGGCUAUGAUUAUUAUGGUUUCCUUAAAUGGCGUAUCAUCUUUGCUUUUUUUUUUGGUCUUACUCUUUAUUUUGAGCACUUAUGAUACACCAAGCGUGGUGCUAAGCACUUUGUUAUCUCAUUCAGUUUUCACAACAAAUUUGUAAAAUAGACGUUGCCUGUUUCUUCACUGGUGUACAAAUAUUAGCAUAGCUGUUUGAUAAAGAAUGAAUAGUUAUCUCAAUGUAAGGUUAAUCAUAAAAUAAAAACAAAGAACUAUUUCAUAAUUAAUUUGCUUAAAGUUAAGUGAAACUCAGAGCCAAUAUUAAGAUUAAUUUGUUUUGUGUUUUCUUUGAUAAAAUUCAUUCAUUUGCUUUUUGAAAGAUAUUUUAAAGCUAUUCCACAGGAGGAUUUUUAUUAAACAAAUGAUUUUAAAGAAUGGCAUAUUUUCAGUUUUUGAUAUCUGAAAGAUAUUUGAACCACAAAUAAAAGCUGUUUUGUAGGUUCAUUCAAUAAGUAGGUAAACUGUCAGGUAGCUUCCAUAAGUGAGCUGCCAUGUUAUUUCAUUUAUUUUUAUUAUUCAACCUCAAAUUAACUUUGCAGUUUCACAAUUUAUCUAUUGUGAAUCUGAACAGCUAAGUAGGACAGAAGAAAAGGUGCUGUUCCAUUAAGCUCUAACAUAUCAUUGGCUGUCAGGUAAGCCUUGUUAUGCUGUCCAUCCUCAUUUAACUAUCCCACAAGAUCUCUUAAUGAAGUUAAGCCCCAAGUUCACUCCAAUAAUUCUGUGGCAAGAGUUUGUGCAUUGUAACAAUUUAUCACUUGUCAGGAAGGCACUUUUAGUUUAUGCAUUUAAUAAGGGCAUCCUCUAGCUUGGUUAAUUAGAAGUGAACAGUUUGCAUAUUUACUAAAUGUGGAGUGUCAUUGCAACCAUGGCCUACUGCCUACAUGAAUUAUUUCUCUAUCUGCAAUAAACAGCUGGGUAAUUAUUACUGCCAUAAUCAGAUAAAUUCCCUCUGUAAGGCUUUUCUUACAUGGCAAUUCUUUGAACUCAUCCAAAGCUGAACAAAAUUUAUGAACUCUAGCGGUGAGGCCACUUUUUCAUAGAGUGGUGUCCCUGUUCCCUAUUUCAAGGACAUGAGUAGAGCACCAUAGAUAUUGUGUAAAUAAGGAGAAUAAAUAUGAUUACCUCAAGAUAACAUUUCAGUAAACCUCAUUCUAAAAACAUACUAUUAUGAUCUCAGCCAAGUAAAUGAUGGCAGUUUGGCUUUAUCUAAUUGUAAGUUGAUGAUAGGUUCUUUUGUAAUAAGUUCUUUUAAAGAGGUAAAGAAAACAACAUUUAGUUUUCAAGAAACAAAUUAGUUUGUAAUGUUAACUAUACAUGAAACUUUUUUCUGUAGACUUGUUUUAUCAAGAUAUAAUAAUUAUAGUUACUAAUUUGGUAGAAAUUGCAUAAUAACAUAAGCCAGGGUA